Chrysochloris asiatica (Cape golden mole) is the source of this 1503-nucleotide messenger RNA. It is a transcript of the gene ACCS, whose product is annotated as 1-aminocyclopropane-1-carboxylate synthase homolog (Arabidopsis)(non-functional). The transcript has 14 exons. The record is from RefSeq and is a predicted model, not a curated record. Gene Ontology annotation, biological process: biosynthetic process; amino acid metabolic process. Lineage: Eukaryota; Metazoa; Chordata; Mammalia; Afrosoricida; Chrysochloridae. Gene Ontology annotation, molecular function: pyridoxal phosphate binding; transaminase activity. Bases 1 to 1503 code for a protein of 500 amino acids.
AUGUCCACCCUCCCUCAGAAGGAAUCCUGGGAACCUACCACCUGUCCAGGCCUAGAUUCCACACAGGACCCAGGCAGUUGCUGUGACAAUGGUCCAGAAAGGGAAUGUUCCAGAAAACCAGAUCAAAAGUUGUACGGCGUGGGUGAUCCCACUGCCAUGUUCUCCUCUGGCAGCUCCGACCUGUCCUCUCGAGGCAGUGUCAUUAAGUGGUUCUGGGACUCAGCAGAGAAGGGCUACAGGACCUACCACAUGGAUGAAUAUGAUGAGGACAAGAACCCCAAUGGCAUCAUUAACCUGGGUACCAGUGAGAACAAGCUCUGCUUUGACCUGCUAUCCAGGAGGCUGACUCAGAGCGACAUGCUGCAGGUGGAACCGUCCCUGCUGCAGUACCCUGACUGGAGGGGACACCUGUUCCUCCGAGAGGAAGUGGCCAGGUUCCUGUCUUUCUAUUGCAAGAGCCCAGCACCUCUCAAACCAGAGAACGUGGUGGUUCUAAAUGGCUGCGCCUCCCUCUUCUCUGCCCUGGCCACGGUGCUGUGUGAGGUGGGGGAGGCUUUCCUGAUCCCGGCGCCUUACUACGGAGCCAUCACGCAACAUGUUUAUCUCUAUGGCAACGUGAGGCUGGUCUAUGCCUAUCUGGACAGCAAGGUCACCGGACCGGAAACACGCCCCUUCCAGCUCACAGUGGAGAAGCUGGAGAUGGCCCUGCAGGGAGCUCAGUCUGAGGGUGUGAAGGUUAAAGGCCUCAUUCUUAUCAACCCCCAGAACCCUCUGGGUGACAUCUACUCCCUAGGAGAGCUGCAGGAGUACCUGGAAUUUGCCAAGAGGCACAGCCUGCACGUCAUUGUGGAUGAGGUCUAUAUGCUGUCUGUGUUUGAGGAGUCGGUCACCUACCGCAGUGUCCUGAGCCUAGAAAGGCUGCCUGACCCCCAGAGGACCCACGUGAUGUGGGCAACCAGCAAGGACUUUGGGAUGUCUGGGCUGCGCUUUGGCACGCUGUACACUGAAAACCAGGAUGUGUCCGUUGCUGUGGCUUCCCUCUGCCGCUACCAUGGCCUCAGUGGCUUGCUCCAGUACCAGAUGGCACAGCUGCUCCGGGAUCAAGACUGGAUCAACCAAGUGUACCUGCCAGAAAACCACGCCCGGCUCAAGGCAGCCCACACUUAUGUCUCAAAAGAGCUCAGGGCCUUGAGGGUCCCCUUCCUGAGUCGCGGGGCAGGCUUCUUCAUCUGGGCGGACCUGAGAAAGCACCUGUCCAAGGGCACCUUUGAGGAAGAAGCACUGCUUUGGCGCCGUUUUUUAGACAACAAGGUGCUGCUCUCCUCGGGCAAGGCCUUCGAGUGUAAGGAGCCUGGCUGGUUUCGCAUUGUCUUCUCGGACAAAGCCCACCGGCUUCGCCUGGGUAUGCAGAGGGUCCGGCAGGUGCUUGAUGGCAAAUCUCAGAUGACAGCAGACCCCCUUUCUUCUCAGAUGUCUCAGGAGCCGAGCAUCCAGCACGAGUGA